Molecule: messenger RNA, 755 nt
Organism: Capsicum annuum
Lineage: Eukaryota; Viridiplantae; Streptophyta; Magnoliopsida; Solanales; Solanaceae
Product: kirola-like
Exons: 2
Coding region: 98-556 (152 amino acids)
Biological process (GO): defense response
Source: RefSeq, a predicted model, not a curated record
UAUUAUUGAAUAAACAUUGUAAAGUAUCAACACUUUCUCCUCUUCAAUAAUUUCCUAAAGUCACCACAACUUUUUCUUUUCAAAUUGUGUUGUAAAAAUGGGUCUAAAGUCUGUGUUGUGUGCCCAAAUAGAAGUGAAAGCUAAUAAGGAUGUUUUUCAUGAUGUUUUUACACAUAAGCCACACCACAUCUCUACUAUGUGCCCUUUGCAUAUACAAGGUUGUGAGCUUAUUGAUGGUGUCUUUGGAACUGUUGGCUCCAAACUUUUCUGGACGUAUAACCUUGAAGGGAAAAAAAAGAUUUCCAAGCAGAUAAUUGAAGGUAUAGAUGAGGGGAAAAAGGUGAUCACAUUCAAAGAAUUUGAAGGAGAUUUAGUGGAUAAAUAUGAUAGCUGGAAAGCAACUCUUCAUAUUGAGCAAAAAGGUGAAAUCGAUUUGGUAUGCUGGACAAUGGAGUAUGAAAGGCCAAAUGAGAAUGCUCCUGAACUAAUAAAUUUGCUGGACUUCAUUAUUGGUAUGACCAAAGCUAUUGAUGAUCACCAUGUUAAGAGGAAUUAAUGGGAUGUAUGUGUGUGUGCUUGAAAUAAAUACCUCAUGUUGUGUUGUUUCAGCAGAUGGUAUGAAAUAAUCCAUGUUGGAUGUUUAAGUUCUUUUUUGGUUUUUACUUUAGGGAUUGAUGUUCGUUGUGUCUUCCCAUGUAAACCAUAAGUUAUCAGCUAUCUUUGUGUUGUGUAAUAAGACAUGUGUAUGAAGUUUA